CUUGUCCUCCCCACUCAGCUCACUGCCCCAUCCUGCCCCUCAUUCAGCCAUGCCUGAGAAUGGGCUCGACUCUGCGUCCAGUCUGGCGGCUGCCGGAAUGCUCUUUGGCCCUCUUUCGGACUCAAUUCGGAAGCUGAGUGAGGGCUGAUAGCCGUCCGGCCUCUCCUUCAGGGACUCCACCCCAUCCCCCACUCCACUGCCAAUGCAGCAGCCCCCCCCCCCCUGCCGCCGCAAAGGCACGGGUUUUAGGCUUUCUUGGCUUGGGAAUUGGAGAAUGGACGGUGUGGCUGGACCUUCAAACUGACACAGCGCUGCUGUUCCUGUUCUUCUUGCCAAGCGCAAUCAAGACACCAGCCGCCCGCCCUGCUUUCUGGCUGACCAUUCCUGCUGAAGCCUUUGCAGAGACGCCACACCAGGUAGAACCCAGGAACGCCGGCUUCGGCAUGUGGGCACAACUGUCUGCCGUUUUGGCCCUCCUUUGCCUGCUGCAGGUGCAGGCCGAGCUGCCCGUUCAGGCUGACUUCCAGCAAGAGCAGUUCACAGGCACCUGGUACAGCAUCGGCCUGGCCUCCAACUCCCGCUGGUUCAAAGAGAAAAGGCAGGUCAUCAAGAUGUGCACUACGGUGGUCUCGCCCACGGAAGACGGGAAUCUGGACAUUGCCUCCACCUACCCCAAGCUUGACCAGUGCGAGACCAAGAGGACCGUUUUCCUCCGGACGGAGGAGCCAGGCCGCUUCACUUACACCAGCCCUUGUACGUGGGAGCCCCUCUCCCACCCCCCUGAAGACCCCCUGCCCUCUGCCUGCUCCGCCUCUCCAAGGGAGCUGAUCGAACAGUCUGGUUUGCCAGCAGGAUGA
This is a messenger RNA of Ahaetulla prasina, 857 nucleotides long. Its product is annotated as lipocalin-like. Gene Ontology annotation, molecular function: small molecule binding. The record is from RefSeq and is a predicted model, not a curated record. NCBI's taxonomy places the organism in Eukaryota, Metazoa, Chordata, Lepidosauria, Squamata, Colubridae. The coding region runs from base 444 to 857 and encodes 137 amino acids. The transcript has 4 exons.